AUUACAAGCCUUCAUGAAACAAAGCCCAUUAUAAAACUUGGUCUCUUUUAGUUUUCUUGCUCCGAAAGUCGCAGAGGAAGAAGCUACAAGUUAAGAGGAAGAGGAAGAGGAAGAGGAAGCAGAGGAAUAAUGGAGUCACCGAAGAAGAUAGCUCAUGAGAUCGGUGGUGUGAAGAGAGACGCUCUUCGAUUUGGUCUCAACGGCGUUAAGAGCGACAUCGUCGGAUCUCACCCGCUCGAAUCCUCUUACGAAUCUGAGAAGAGAUCUCAUGAGGCGAUGAAGAGGACGAUCAUUGGGCAUACCUACGGGACUGCACUUCCUUUGAAGAUGGAUAUGGACAGGCAGAUUCUCUCUCGGUUUCAAAGACCGGCUGGACCAAUUCCGUCGUCUAUGCUAGGUUUAGAAGUCUACACAGGAGCCAUUGAUGACUUUGGUUUUGAGGAUUACUUGAAUGACCCUCGUGACUCGGAGACUGUCAGGCCAGUAGACUUCCACCACGGGAUGGAAGUUCGUCUUGGCAUGUCAAAGGGCCCGGUUGCCCCAAGUUUCAUUUAAGGCCCUCAUCAUGGUCGUGGUUUAUUGCAUGUUAUGUCUUCUUUAGCUUUUGAAUGAUGAAUCAAGUGGAAUCGUGUAUGAACGUCUUUUGACAUGUACUCUCUUCAAGUGUGAUGUCUGAUGAGACAACUACUGAAUAUGGUCAAUCAAUUCUAGUAUGUUAGGUUUUGCGAAACUA
Molecule: messenger RNA, 733 nt
Organism: Brassica napus (rape)
Lineage: Eukaryota; Viridiplantae; Streptophyta; Magnoliopsida; Brassicales; Brassicaceae
Product: cyclin-B1-2-like
Exons: 4
Coding region: 130-555 (141 amino acids)
Biological process (GO): proteasome assembly
Cellular component (GO): nucleus; cytoplasm
Source: RefSeq, a predicted model, not a curated record